Molecule: messenger RNA, 7006 nt
Organism: Cygnus atratus (black swan)
Lineage: Eukaryota; Metazoa; Chordata; Aves; Anseriformes; Anatidae
Product: KIAA1549 like
Exons: 22
Coding region: 222-3653 (1143 amino acids)
Source: RefSeq, a predicted model, not a curated record
CCCCGCCGUCGGGUGGCGGCCGGCCGGGCCUGGCCGGGGCCGUCGUGGUGCUGCUGGCGGCCGUCGUCGCGCUCGCCCCGGGCGGCCGGGCGGAGCAGGGUAUCAGGCAACAGCGUAUCUACAUUGCUUCUUCAUCAGAAUCUUUUCCUAACUGGAGAUCUAUACUAUCACCAACACAGCCUUCCACAGAAACUAAGACUUCCUCAGUAGCUGAUAUUUCUAUGGGACAGACUUUGGAGAAUGCAAACUUGCUUCAGAUGAUAAAAACAACACUGACGGGCACACGUACCAGAACUUUGGAUCAAACUAACCUGUCACCCACCCUUUAUCAAGGCAGUGGAAAUAGUGCAUCCCAGGAACCCGCUGAAGUUUCUGCCGAGUCAUCUCUGAGGUCAUCAUCGCAAGAUGCAGAUGAAACAGCUGGUGAAUCAGCAUCAGCGAAAACAACUAGGCUUCCCCCUUCUCGAAUGGAAAACACUUCUGCUCCUCCAGAAACAACAGCAGCAGUGGCUUUCGCUAACAUGACAGCAGCUCCUCCCCUGGAUUGCCGCCUCUCCUGGAACCUUAUGGUUAAAACAGUUCUGUUUCUGAACACAAGGAGGAUGAUGAUCAGCAGAUCCUUCAAGGAGGGCGUGACAAAAGGACUCAACCAAGUGCUGAGACAAGCUUUCAACCAAAAUGUCAGCGCUCAGGUUGAAAUCCUGGAGCAAUCGAAUAAUGUCACAGUUGGUUACUAUGUUACGCGGGGGAGACUGGUUUUUAUACCAGCUGCUGUAAUUGAAAGGCUUAUUGCCUACGGGAUCAGCAACGCCACGGCAGACAUAAAGCAGCACGUGCUGCAUCUUCAGUCCAUUGCAACCCUGGCCGCGCCAUGGAAGCCACUCCCUGCGUACCACUUCCAGCUGAAGACAGAGCUGCAGUUUGUGGGUCAAACAGACAAUAUACAGUCAUGCAAAUUUGUUCAGACAAUGGAGCAACGGCUACAGAGAGCAUUUCAGGAUGCUGAAAGAAAGGUUUGGAACACCAGCAACAACCUAACAGUUCAGAUUUUGAAUACCUCCAAUGUCUCCCAAGCUGUCACUCUGUUUUAUGUGGUGAGCAAUCAAAGCACAACUUUAAACGGCACCAUUUCCAGCAACCUUCUUAAUCAGCUGUCAGCUGAGCUAGUGGGUUUCUAUCUAACCUACCCACCUCUCACCAUUGCAGAAUCUUUGGAGUACCCAAACCUUGAUGUCUCAGAGUCAACUAGAGACUACUGGGUGAUCACAGUUAUACAAGGGGUUGAUAUUGCAUUGUUGGGACUGAACAAUCAGAGCUUUGCAAGACUAAUGGAGCAGCGCUUGGCCCCACUGUUCAUGAUGUCCCAUCAGCAAGGAAGACGAUUUAAACGUGCCACUACUGUGGGCAGCUACACUGUGCAGAUGGUUAAAAUCCAACGAAUUCCAGGACCCAAGGAGCCAGCUGAACUGACGUACUAUACUUUAUAUAAUGGCAAACCUUUGCUGGGCACUGCAGCUGCCAAAAUUUUGAGUACUGUUGACUCCCAGAGGAUGGCCUUGACAUUAGGUUAUGUGAUUCAAGUUCAAGCUGAUCCUGUGGUGAAGAACCCACCAAACAACCUGUGGAUCAUUGCAGCAGUGCUGGCUCCCAUUGCUGUGGUUACGGUUAUCAUCAUUAUCAUUACGGCAGUUCUGUGCAGAAAAAACAAGAAUGACUUCAAACCGGACACCAUGAUGAACCUGCCUCAAAGAGCUAAACCAGUACAAGGCUUCGAUUAUGCCAAACAACACUUAGGUCAGCAGGGAGCUGAAGAUGAAGUUUUGCCUGUAACUCAGGAGACUGUCGUACUUCCACUUGCAGUGAGAGAUGCUCCUGCCUCCCAGGAGAGAGAAAUUACUCAGGAUGGGAGCACCAUUAAAACUGCCCAAUCCAAUGAAACAAGGAAAAGCCGGUCCCCGAGUCAGAACGGCUCCAUCAUCAGCAACGAGUCGGGAAAGCCCAGCUCCAGCCGGAGCUCCCCGCAGAAAGUAAUGGCACCGCAAAAAGUGACAAAAGACGAAGGAAGGAAAAGAAAUGGUUUUAAAUCUUCAAAGAAAAUUGUUCCUAUCAGCGAUGAAGAGGAAGGAGGCAUUCUCUUUGAUAACAUUGCCAAAUCUGCCAUUGACCCCUUUGACACCUCUUCUGGAUCAGUACAGCUGAUAGCUAUCAAACCCGUGGCACUGCCUGCUGUUCAUGCUGCGUCAGAUAGGAGCCAGGAAUCUGCCAUCAUUAAUGGAGAGGUGAACAAGGCUUUGAAGCAGAAGUCCGAUAUAGAACAUUACCGCAACAAGCUGCGCUUGAAAGCCAAGAGGAAGGGGUACUAUGAUUUCCCGCAGGUUGAUAACAACAAGGGGCUGACAGACAGAAAGAGGAUGUAUGAAAAAAAGCAGAAAGAAAUCGACCACAUUUUGGAUCCAGAUCCAGAUGUAUCAUCUCCGUUUGCUGAGCCUAAGAACAGGCAACAGAUGAAGAACUCUGUAUACAGAAGCAGGCAGUCUUUGAACAGUCCUAGCCCAGGAGAAACUGAGAUGGAUCUUCUAGUGACUCGAGAAAGACCUAGGCGUGGAAUCCGUAACAGUGGAUAUGAUACUGAGCCCGAAAUUAUAGAAGAAACAAAUGUUGACCGUGUCAAUGAGCCUCGGAGCUACACCAGGUCCCGUCAGGCCAAAGGUCAUUCAGAGACCUCAACUUUAAGUUCUCAGCCCUCCAUUGAUGAGGUUCGACAACAGAUGCAUAUGCUCUUGGAAGAGGCUUUCAGCCUGGCCUCUGCGGGCCACGGAGGACAGAGCAGGCAGGAGGCCUACAGCUCAGCACCACACUUGCCCUACUCAGAGGUGGUGACCAGCGCUCCUGGUACCAUGACCCGACCUAGAGGGGGUGUACAGUGGGUACCCACAUACAGACCAGAAAUGUAUCAGUACAGUCUACCAAGACCAGCUUAUAGAUUUUCUCAGCUUCCUGAGAUGGUAAUGGGAUCUCCUCCUCCUCCUGUCCCUCCCAGAACCGGUCCUGUGGCUGUUGCCUCUCUCAGGAGGUCUACAUCAGAUAUUGGCAGCAAAGUGAGAAUACCUGAGUCCAGUGGGGUGGAUCAGGCCCAGCAUCAUGAGCAGGCAUCUUUUGCACCUGGUUCAAGAGCUCCAAUGUCUGUUGGCCCACUUGAUCAAUCAGCUUUUCACUCAGGAAAUACAGUACCAGCAGUGUUUGCCAUACCAGCAGCAAACCGACCUGGCUUCACAGGCUAUUUUAUCCCAACGCCACCCACUGCAUAUAGGAAUCAAGCCUGGAUGCCCUAUGCUGGAGAGAAUGAAUUACCGGGACAGUGGGCAGACUCAGUUCCACUGCCAGGCUACAUUGAAGCUUACCCAAGGCCCCGCUACCAGCACAAUUCUCCUUCACGACUGCCUCGCCAAUACAGCCAGCCAGCGAGCAUGCAUCCCAGCCUGGAACAAGCUCCUUUGCCAUCUGCCACAGCUUCUCAGCAGAGCCUGACAGAAAACGACCCGUCCGAUGCUCCUCUCACCAACAUUUCUACAGCUGCCCUUGUAAAGGCAAUAAGAGAAGAAGUUGCUAAACUGGCCAAGAAGCAAACAGAUAUGUUUGAGUUCCAGGUCUAAUAUCUUUUGUGCACAGUAGUUGUAUCAUAUAAUUUGGAAUAGCCAAGAAAGUGAUCCCUUUAAUUUUCACUUACAAACUUGCUGUGAAUUGUGCCAAAGUGAUGGCAUUUUUCUCCAUAUGAAAAGUCAACACUAUGAAAUCACUUAACGUAGAGCAACAGGACUCUGCAGAUAUGCAUUCUGCUUGCCAGCUAAGGAAAUGCUGCCAGGUAACUGUUCCAUACAGAUAUAUAGACCACAUGCAAUUGUUAGUCACUUAGCACUGGUACUGUGACCCAUUGUCACUAGAGAUGCUGCUGAACAUGUCUGUGACACAGUGUUUCAUUUGCAGGCCCAAAGGUAGAGCUGCUGAAAAUAACUUCUGCAUGUCAAAACUUUAUUUCUUUGGUUAAAGAAGAAAACACAGUAGAACACAGAAAGCUAAAGGCCAUGGUAGGUGUGGUGGUUGGUGGCCAUGUUAAUUGUUGCGGGACGUUGGACAAGGAAUGUUGAUUUCAUCAACACGGACUCAUUCAGUGUUUUCAUUCUAGAGACUGUAUUUAAACCAAAAGAAUCUGAGAUGAGUGAUACACAUAAAUGUCCUGUAAAUACCCCCAAUUCUCCUCAUCCUAUUAACAGUACAAAGAAGUGAAAGAAGAGAAGACUGAACGAGGUUAAUGAUAUUUUGAUAAUUGGUGGCUACCUUGUCCAUGAAUGCCACUGAUGAGUUAUGUAGGAGAAUUUUCAAUGUGAGACAGCACAAUGCGUGAAGAGCUAACAAAGGAAAUUGGUGCUAGAAGCUUGCAGGAGAAAUAAAAAAAGGUCAUUUGUGUUUGCUCUAUAUUCAGGCUUUUCACUCUCCAUGGAUGUGAAGCUGGUAAACCUGAGACCUUUGAGCCAGUAUUUCCAACUUGGAAUAAUGAAUACGCCUGCUUGUACAAGACAACCUCUGUUUAACACAGUACUUUUUUCUCUUUCUUAAACAACGAUAUCUACUGAAGUGCUACAUGAAGCCACAGUGGAUCUUGAAAUGGAACAGUGAAUACACACCUAGAAAGUUCUGAAUGUAGAGGACCUGAUUAUAUAUUAACAUGUAAAUAAGUAAAUGGUUAAAUGGAUUAAUGAAAAUACUAAUGUGCUGUGAAAAAGAGAGCAUUUCCAGAAGUGAUGCUGACUUUAUGUUGUUCAAGAUAAAGGUCACUAAUUGUUAAGCUGCAUUAUUGUAUGAAUCCAAACCCAAAAGAGAAUCAAACCAGUUGAAUGGGACACUAGUUUGUCUUUUGCAGUUGUACAGAAUAGUUGGAGAUCAUGAACAAUUGUUUUCAGUUCCUUUGGCAGUUAGCUUUGGGAACUGAAGUUGUUGCAAAAUAUGUUGUGUUGGGCAUGUUUGAUGUCAACUGGAGUUAAAGGUAACGUCCUUCAUUUCAGUAAGCUAUCCUCAAUUACGUAUGCUAUUUUGUCUGUUCAUUUCCUUUUCUUGAGUUUCUUUGGUCUUUAUUGGGGUGAGAAAGGGAACUUGGUUUAGCUUUUUGGCCAUCAGUAAAAUGAGAGGAGGAAAGAGGAGACUAGAAUAGGGGAAAGAAGAAGAAAUUGAUGAAGCACAAACUUUUAAAACAGAGCUAUUUUUUCCCCCAAAUAAUUAUAUCAUAAACCCUGAGAUUGUGAUAUGUAGUUAUCCUAGAAUAUACAGAUAUCUUCUGCUCUGAGAUCUUAGAUAUUGCAGAAGCUUUUGGAAUGCUAACUGAUCUUUAAACGAAUGUGAAGUUUCACUUUUAUUAUUUAAAAAUCAGAUAUAAAUAAAAUGUAUUUUUGUAAUCUCGAUGUAUAUAUGUGCUGUAUAUUUAUAUAAGUGACUAAUCCGCAAUAGUCAAAAAAUUUCCAUAAAUCAAAUGAAAAGAAAAAAAAAUAAUUUUAAUGAUCAAUAUUAACAUGCUGUGUCUGGAAUACACAAAUGGUGGCUUGGAUACUAAACAACCAAAGAAACUCAAUCUUUCAUAUAUAUAUGUCUACUAAAGGCAGACUGCUGUCUAACUUACCUGUCAGCUAACUAACACUGAUCUUAUCAGUGUAAUACAAUACAUCCAAAUGUCUUUUUGCGUUGAGUUAAUAGCUGCCUAAAAAUGUUGCAUUUAAAAAUCACAGCUUGAAAGAUACCAGGCCAAACUCAGCGUGCCAUAAAAAUAUAAGUUCUGUUUGGCUUCAGUGGGAACUCAACUCACUGAGAGUAAGGCUGAAUCUCUGUAUUAGGUUUCAUCCAUACAUGCAAGUUUCACUAGAAUCAUGUGAACAAUAUUGUGCUUAUUUUUCAGUUGGUAUAUUUAAAUCACUGUAACAUAAGUGCAGACAUAAUUUAAGAGCAGCUUCAUUUUAUUUAGCCUAAGCUGUUUCAUAACUGGCUUAAGCUAACUUGGUAAGUUAAAUCUUCAUUUAGUCAGCUGCCUUUUGCAUCAGCUUUAUUAACUUACUUUUUGAAUGAUUCUUGUAGUUAUUCCAGUGAAAUUUUGUAUGUAGAUAGGGCCUUCUAUGCAAUGGGAGUGAAAUGCCCUCUGAAAUAAAUUUCUGUAUUUUAGACACAAAUUUUGCAGGGUUAUCCUAAAGCUGCAAGUGCGGAAGCAGCAGCAGUCAUGCAGACAGGAGUGCUGAAGCAAUAUAUCUGGGAAAGGUCAUGUUACGAUGUAUUCCCAAAAGAGUCACAGGAGGUAGGAUGUAUCAGAUUUAAACAGCAUCUUUGGGACACUCAGCUCUGCUUGUAAAUCUGUUCCCAUUCUUAAACUUAAGUGAUUUAACUGUUUUAUCAAAAAAUGUGUGAGGGUGAAGCCAAGCAUGUAUCUUGCCAUACUGAAAAUUUAAAAAGUUUGAAAAUUACAUAUAUGGUAUAGGGUUGGGAUACCUGCAUGCAAACAAAAUGAACAAAAUAGAAAAACAAAACAAACAAGAACAACAAAACAAACAAAAGAACCAUAUAAAUUGCCUUCUAGAAGGACAAACCAUUUCAGUAAAGUUAAACAAAGUACUCUUCAUACAACUGAGGAAGACCUGUUAGACUUUAAAACUUAAUUUUGUUUGAUAUUGUAUUGAUGUUGUGCGGUCUACUGAAUAUUCCCUGAAUCAUCACUCUGAAACCAUUGUGGUACACUUUAUUCACAAAGGUAUUUUACAUUCUUCAUUCAUAAUGGUUUUUUAUCUUGUUGGUAAUGUUUCUAUAUUUUUUUUAAGUACAAAGUAAGAUUAUAUCUAGACAGUAAGGACAUUCCUGGGAAAGAAAAAUCCAUGCUGUAAUAUUUAUACUGUCUGAGCACAAAGCAAUGAAAAAGUGAAAAUAUAGUGUACAAAUAAUUUGUAAAAUAAUAAACAUUUUGUAUGGCUACAAUUAC